AUGGGACAGACAGUGAUGACUCCCCUGACUCUUACCCUCAACCACUGGACUGAUGUCAAAGCUAGGACUCACAAUCUGUCUGUUGGGGUAUGGAAGGGCCCCUGGCAGACCUUCUGCACCUUCAAGUGGCCGACCUUUGGGGUUGGCUGGUCGCCAGAAGGUAUCUUUAACCUUUCUCCUAUUUCCGCAGUAAAGAAGGUCAUUUUUCAGUCCGAAGGGGGACACCCGGACCAAAUCCCCUACAUUUUUGUCUGGCAAGACUUCGUCCAAAACCCACCGGCAUGGGUCAAGCCUUGGAUCUCUGGCCGUCCUGAGCCAACCUCCACUACAAUAGCAGUAGCCUCAGAUCCCAAGCCCAAACUGCCUACCCCCUUGCGACCCUCAGCUCCCCCGCUCCUCUACCCUGAGAUAGACAGCGAUCUCCUUCUUGACUUCUCCCCUCCUCCGUACUCCCAACCUCAAUCCUCUCCCCAGCCGGCACUACCGAACAAGCCACACGUCACCGUGGGGCAACCCUCAGUGGCCGGUCCACUCAAACCAGGACCAGCCGGGGGAACCCGGAGCCGGAAGGGCCGCAGUCCCAUGUCCCUUGCCCUCCCCCUCCGGGCAAUGGGGUCCCCACCAGGAGAUGACCAGCUCCCCCCUUUACAGUGUUGGCCUUUUUCCUCAGCAGAUUUCUAUAAUUGGAAGACUAUGCACCCCUCUUUUUCAGAUAAUCCUUCUGCCCUGACGGGACUCCUUGAGUCCCUUAUGUUCUCUCACCAGCCCACCUGGGAUGACUGUCAACAAUUGCUCCAGGUCCUCUUCAUGAUGGAGGAAAGAGAAAGAGUCCUCCUAGAAGCCAGAAAAAAUGUCCCAGGGGCAGAUGUAACUCCCACCAAUCUCCCUAACCUCAUAGACGAAGGGUUUCCAUUGACCAGGCCAUCUUGGGACUUCAAUACAGUGGAAGGUAGGGAGCGUCUCACAGUCGACCGCCAGGCUCUGGUGGCAGGUCUCAAGGGAGCCACAAGGUGCCCCACCAAUUUGGCUAAGGUAAGAGUGUUUAUCCAGGGUCCAGCUGAGCCGCCCUCAGUCUUCCUAGAACGCCUAAUGGAGGCUUAUAGGAGGUACACCCCUUUUGAUCCAGCUUCAGAGGGGCAGCAGGCAGCUGUAGCAAUGGCCUUCAUUGGACAGUCAGCCUCAGACAUAAAACGUAAGCUACAGAGACUAGAGGGGCUUCAGGAUUAUUCAUUGCGAGACUUAGUGAAGGAAGCAGAGAAAGUGUUCCACAGGAGAGAGACAGAGGAAGAGAAGAAGGAAAGAGAAAAGAAAGAGAUGGAGGACAGAGAGAACCGGCGUGAUCGCCGGCAGGAGAGAAAUUUAACUAGAAUAUUGGUCGCAGUGGUAGGGGAUAGUAUAGCAGAAAGAGAAAGAAAAAGGCAGACAGGGCACCUGGGCGACAGGGCAAGAAGAAUCCCGAGAAGCCAAGACCGUCUGCUCGAAAAAGACCAGUGUGCCUAUUGCAAAGAAAAAGGGCACAGGGCUAGGGAGUGCCCUAAGAAGCAACCCAGGAAGACCAAGGUCUUGACUUUCAAUGAUUAGGGAGGACGGGGCUCGAUCCCCCUCCCCGAACCCAUAACGCUUUCAGUAGAGGGGACACCCAUCAACUUUUUGGUGGACACGGGAGCUGAACAUUCAGUAUUGACCAGGUCCUUAGGACAAUUAGGAACGAAAAAGACUAAUGUGGGGACCACAGGCAGCAAAUUCUACCCCAGGACUACUGAAAGGAAAUUGGACAUUGGGAAGGGCCAAGUAACUCACUCCUUUCUGGUCAUCCCUGAGUGCCCUGCGCCUCGCUUAGGAAGAGAUUUGUUGACCAAAUUAAAAGCACAAGUUCAGUUUACCCCCGAGGGACCUGAAGUGACUUGGGGGGAAGCCCCUGUGACUUGUCUGGUAGUUGGAAUCGAGGAGGAAUAUCGCCUCCACGAAAUGAAGCCUGGAGAAGCAAUUGCUUCAGAGUGGCGUACCCAGUUUCCUGAGGAGGCUGAACAGGCAGGAAUCGGCAAGGCUAAACAAGUACCCCCAAUAGUGAUGGAACUGAAAGCGCACACCUCACCUAUCUCGGUAAAACAAUAUCCCAUGAGUAGAGAAGCAAGGGAAGGCAUUCGUCCCCACAUCCAGAGACUGAUGCAGCAAGGAGUUCUAGUACCCUGCUGAUCUCCCUGGAACACACCCUUGCUGCCAGUGAAGAAACCUGGCACCGGUGACUACCGGCCAGUACAAGACUUAAGGGAAGUCAAUAAAAGGGUCCAGGAUCUGCACCCUACUGUGUCUAACCCUUACAAUCUACUGAGCUCUCUCCCACCAGAGCGGGUUUGGUACACAGUGCUAGACUUAAAAGAUGCUUUCUUCUAUCUCCAAUUACACUCCAGCAGCCAGCUAAUGUUUGCUUUUGAGUGGAGAGAUCCAGAAGGGGGACACACUGAGCAACUAACAUGGACUAGAUUGCCCCAAGGAUUUAAGAACUCCCCCACGCUUUUUGACGAGGCGCUCCAUAGAGACCUGGCCCCUUUCAGGGCCCGGAACCCCCAAAUAUCUCUUCUUCAGUAUGUUGAUGACUUGUUACUCGCAGCCUCUACCAAGGAAACAUGCGAAGAAGGAACCAGAGAACUCCUAAAGGAAUUGGGUGAGUUGGGGUACCGGGUGUCGGCCAAGAAAGCUCAGUUGUGCUGCACCGAAGUGACAUACCUAGGGUAUGUCCUGAAAAAUGACAAGAGGUGGCUCACAGAAGCCAGGAAAAAGACUGUGGUCACCAUUCCCGUCCCCAAGACUCCACAGCAGGUACGGGAAUUUCUGGGGACAGCCGGUUUCUGUAGACUUUGGAUACCAGGGUUCGCCUCUCUAGCUGCUCCUCUGUAUCCACUUACAUGGGACUGAGCUCCCUUUGCUUGGACACAAGAGCAUCAAGAAGCUUUUGAAAAAAUAAAGACUGCUUUACUCAUGGCAACGGCCCUGGCUCUGCCAGAUCUAACUAAACCUUUUACCCUGUACGUGGACGAACGUGCAGGAGUGGCUCGCGGAGUGCUAGCCCAGACCUUGGGACCAUGGAAAAGACCGGUAGCCUACUUAUCAAAGAAACUUGACCCAGUGGCAAGCGGAUGGCCAUCAUAUCUAAAGGUAAUAGCGGCGGUUGCCCUCCUGGUAAAAGACUCUGACAAACUUACUCUGGGACAGCACGUUGUUAUAGUCGCUCCCCACACAUUAGAGAGUAUAGUCAGGCAGCCCCCUGACCGUUGGUUAACCAAUGCCCGAAUGACACACUACCAGAGUCUCUUGCUAAACGACUGUAUAACCUUCGGGCCGCCUGUCCUCAACCCCGCCACCCUGCUCCCGGAGGCAGACGGAUCCCAGUCGGUACACUCGUGUACGGACAUCUUAGCUGAGGAAACCAGGACCCAGAGAGACUUGACAGAUCUGCCCUGGCAGGGGGCACCGAACUGGUACACAGAUGGUAGUAGCUUUAUAGUGGAUGGAAAAAGGAAAGCUGGAGCAGCUGUAGUGGACGGAAAGCAAGUAAUAUGGGCUAGCAGCCUUCCUGAAGUAACUUCGGCACAGAAAGCUGAACUGCAAGCCCUGACAAAAGCCCUUGAGCUGGAAGAAGGUAAAAUUAUUAACAUCUACACUGACAGCAGAUAUGUGUUUUCCACUGCUCACAGUCACAGAGCAAUCUACAAACAAAGAGGGCUCACAUCCGCUGGAAAAGAAAUUAAAAACAAGGAAGAGAUCCUUGCUCUCUAAGAAGGCAUACAUUUGCCGAAGAAAGUAGCUAUUAUUCAUUGUCCUGGACAUCAAAAAGGCAUUGACUCUGUGGCAACCGGGAACAGAAUGGCGGAUCACACUGCUAAGAUAGCUGCACAAGGAACUGUCUCCUGCGCCUUAUGCGUGCGACAAGAAAACCCUCCACCAAAGGAAGAUAAUUUCAGUCUAAACUACACACCAAAGGACUGUGAGGAAAUCAAAACCCUAAAAGAAAAAGGAUUAUCCAGCAGAUUUGACUUCCAUGGGAUUGCAAAAACUAAAGAUAACAAGAUCAUUUUACCUUAUCAAGAAGGUAAAUCCUAUGUAAAAAAUAUUCACCACCUGAUGCACUUAGGAAGAAAGAAAUUGUGCGAACUGGUGAAAGCUUCCAAUUAUCACAUACUCAAACUACAGACUAUAACAGAACAGGUAACUCAGUCUUGUGAAGCCUGUGCUUUAACAAAUGCCCACCACCCACUUGUAGAACCAGGAAAACGGCUGUGGGAAGACAGACCAGGAGUCUUCUGGGAAGUAGAUUUCACAGAGAUCAUACCUGGUAGGUAUGGCAAUAAGUAUCUUUUAGUUUUCAUAGACACCUUUUCAGUAUGGAUUGAAGCUUUCCCUACAAAGUCCGAAACCACCCAGAUAGUCACAAAGAAAAUUCUAGAAGAAAUUCUGCCCCGGUUCGGGAUACCGAAGGUAAUCGGCUCUGACAAUGGGCCCACAUUUGUCGCCCAGGUAAGUCAGAGACUGGCCAAACAACUGGGGACCAAUUGGAAAUUGCAUUGUGCUCAUAGACCCCAGAGUUCAGGACAGGUAGAGAGAAUAAAUAGGACUCUAAAAGAGACCCUCACUAAAUUGGCUAUUGAGACUGGAGGGAAAGACUGGGUGGCCCUCCUUCCCUUUGCGCUCCUCAGAGCCCGAAACACACCCGAACAUUUCGGGCUCACUCCCUAUGAGAUCCUUUUUGGGGGAACUCCCCCCUUGGCCAGGCCAGACGGGGUAUUGGACCCCGCCUUAGAUUCCCAUUCACCCUCUGCUUUGUUUGUUCACCUUAAAGCUCUAGAGGCUGUCUGCACCCAGAUUUGGGACCAGAUUAAGGAAGCCUACUAGCCUGGGACUCCUGCCGUACCCCAUGGGAUCCAGGUCGGCGACCUGGUCUUGGUCAGGAGACAUCAAGCGGGAACCCUCGAGCCCAGGUGGAAGGGACCCUACCUGGUACUGUUGACCACCCCAACAGCUGUGAAAGUAGAGGGGAUUGCUGCCUGGGUCCACGCGUCGCACGCAAAGAAAGCCCUUGCUGGAGAGCUUGAUGAUGAAUGGAACAUGGAGACAACUGAUAAUCCUCUUAAGCUUCGCCUACGCCGUCACCCAUGCCCAGCACGGUAA
Molecule: messenger RNA, 5166 nt
Organism: Suncus etruscus (white-toothed pygmy shrew)
Lineage: Eukaryota; Metazoa; Chordata; Mammalia; Eulipotyphla; Soricidae
Biological process (GO): virion assembly; proteolysis; DNA integration
Molecular function (GO): RNA-DNA hybrid ribonuclease activity; zinc ion binding; aspartic-type endopeptidase activity
Source: RefSeq, a predicted model, not a curated record